UGAUGAAUAGGAAUUUUACUUUUGCAGAUAUGCAACAGAAAGCAACAUAUCUAGGUAUGCUAAAAUUGCAAUGCAGUUAAAAGACAAGACUGUUCGAGAUGUAGCACUGAGAUGUAGAUGGAUGACUAAAAAGGAGAUUGGAAAGCGCAGAAAAGAUGAUCAUAACUCAAGGAAAAAUAAAGACAAAAAGGAAAAAGUAACAGAUUCUAUGCAAAAAUCUACCCAUGUUGCUAAUCGUGCAAAUGGUCCUCCCUAUGCUCAAUCUGUUAUGUCAAUGGACAGUGAUGAUGGAAUUUCCUACAAAGACAUUGGUGGUACCACCGGCCAUCUUCUUGAGCAAAAUGCUCAGGCCUUGGAUCAAAUAUCUGCAAAUUUUGCUGUUUUUAAGAUCCAAGAAAACAUUAACCUUUUCACUCAAGCUCGAAACAAUAUCCUCACCAUCUUAAAUGAUUUGAAUGACAUGCCGGAAAUAAUGAAGCAGAUGCCACCCCUCCCUGUAAAGCUAAAUGACGAGCUUGCCAGCUUAAUCCUUCCGUCUCGGCCACUCUUGCCAAACAAAUCAUGAGAUCCUGGUUUCUAAAGGGCUUGGGCUAUCGAUAGAUGUUUCUCAGAGUUUACUGAAGUUGAGAUCCCCUGGAUUACUUAGAUAGCAUAAUAAAAUAGUGAAUCUAGUCUAGUUAUUCCUCUUGGAAAUAUGUAUCAAGAUGAGUUCCUUUAGGUUGUUAGGACUCCAUUUGUUUACAUUAGUUAGUUCUCUUUUUAUAUCAUGUAGUUUUGUGUUUGAUGUUGAUUUAUUUUAGCUGGCUGGGUUAGCAUGUGCAUAUAGUUGGAGUAGGAAGGAUUGCUGUUUCUGUAAAUUAACUGAUGCAAAUAAGUUAAACCACUGUUUUUGUUGCAA
Nicotiana tabacum (common tobacco) is the source of this 898-nucleotide messenger RNA. The record is from RefSeq and is a predicted model, not a curated record. Lineage: Eukaryota; Viridiplantae; Streptophyta; Magnoliopsida; Solanales; Solanaceae.